GGAAAGAUCACUCUGCACUGAAGUACUACGAGUCCGAAAAGUCGAAGUCACACCGGUGCAACACUUCUAGCACUAGCGGAAGCGAUAAGGAAGCAAAUCAGUUGGGUAAACUGUAUGAUAUAAAUCGAAGGAAAAGUGUCGGCGAUCAUUCAUUCAGCUGGUAGAACCCCAAGAAGCACAAUGACCAAAGGAGUACUUCCAACAGCCGAGCAGGUUAAUGAGGUUAAGACACGGUUUCUCCAGAAACUAGAGUCGGAGCCGCCAGCAGAUGCCUUUCUUCCUGAGGAUCUGAAGCGCAUCACCGACAACGACUUGUGGAUCACAAAGCUGCUGGAGGCCUUUGACCUCGAUGUGGAGAAGACCCUUGCCCGACUUUGGGAAAACUUGGCUUGGCGCCAGAGCUACGGAGUAUAUAACAUUAACGAGAGCAAUGUGAACCAGGAAUAUCUGCACGACGGCUCGAUCUAUGCACACAACAAGGACAAGGAGGGCAAGCCUCUGCUCAUUCUCAGCCUGAAGAAGCACUCGAAGAGCAAGAACCUGGACGAUCUCCUGCGCCUUGUCGUAUUUUGGAUUGAGCGCAUUCACCGCGAGAACGACCUCGAAAAGAUAACCAUCUUCAUGGACAUGACUGGCUCUGGGCUGGGCAACAUGGACUUGGACUUUAUCAAGAGCAUCAUUAAUAUGUUUGAGGCCAACUAUCCUUACGUGCCCAACUAUAUCCUCGUGCACGAACUGCCCUUCCUGCUAAAUGCUGCCUUCAAACUUGUCAAGACCUUUCUGCCUGCCAAAGCCCUGGAGAUCCUGCGCGUCACCACCAAGAAGGAUAUCACCGAGUAUGUGGACAAGGACAACUGCCUGAAGCUGUGGGGCGGCAAUGACGAUUACGAGUACAAAUUCGAAUAGAAACAACCUCAAAUUUAAUCCCAAACUCACAUAAACCUCAAACUGUAUAAGAGAGUGUAAAUAAUACGAUAUUUAUUGCCUGAGAUACUAA
Messenger RNA from Drosophila persimilis, 997 nucleotides. RefSeq names its product motile sperm domain-containing protein 2. The transcript has 3 exons. The coding region runs from base 181 to 906 and encodes 241 amino acids. The record is from RefSeq and is a predicted model, not a curated record. Lineage: Eukaryota; Metazoa; Arthropoda; Insecta; Diptera; Drosophilidae.